Diceros bicornis minor is the source of this 2673-nucleotide messenger RNA. Its product is annotated as low affinity immunoglobulin gamma Fc region receptor III-like. The transcript is spliced from 5 exons. Gene Ontology annotation, molecular function: transmembrane signaling receptor activity. Bases 324 to 1121 code for a protein of 265 amino acids. The record is from RefSeq and is a predicted model, not a curated record. Gene Ontology annotation, biological process: cell surface receptor signaling pathway. Lineage: Eukaryota; Metazoa; Chordata; Mammalia; Perissodactyla; Rhinocerotidae.
GGAAUGUGGUGGGAAGGGCACCUGAGAACUGAGAACUCAAGACAAGGGCUCCAUUCUCAGUUCUGCUUCCUGGUGUUUCCCCUCAUCAAUUUCCUCACCAGCAUAAGAACCCUACCUAGGGUAUCACAAGGACAAAACAAGGUAAUAUAGGAAAGAGAGAUUUGUCUGUAAAGCAGACUCAGCUUCUAGUUCGAUUUGUUACUGAUUGAUUUGCAGAAAUGGAGUCUGCUGACAGAUGAGACCGUUUGAGAGGAUGAAGCAAUUUCCUUCCUCUUUUCUACGUUCAUCUCCUAAACCCCACUGAACUCAAGCCCAGUUCUGGGAUGACUAUGGAGAUCCAGACAUUUCUGAAUGUACAUCCUGGUAGCCUUUGGCUGCUUCAACCACUGACAGUUUUGCUGCUGCUGACUUCUGCACGCAGGGGAGCUGCACAUCUCCCAAAGGCUGUGGUGAGCCUUGAGCCCCCGUGGAUCAAUGUGCUCCGGGAGGAUACCGUGACUCUGAAGUGCCAGGGGGCCCACACCCCUGGGAAUGACUACACCCAAUGGUUCCAUAAUGGGAGCUCCAUCACAACCCAAGUCCAGCCCAGCUACAGCUUUAAGGCCAGAAACAAUGAAAGCGGAGACUACAAGUGCCAGACGGGCCAGACCAGCCUCAGCGACCCUGUGCAUCUGGAUGUGAUUUCUGACUGGUUGCUGCUCCAGACCACUCGCCUGGUGUUCCAGGAUGGGGAACCCAUCCACCUGAGGUGCCACGGCUGGAGAAGCAAGCCUCUGUACAAGGUCACAUUCUUCCAGAAUGGAAAAUCCAAGAAGUUUUCCCAUCUGAAUUCCAGCUUCUCCAUCAGACAAGCAAACCUCAGUCACAGUGGCGAGUACCACUGCACGGGAGUUAUAGGGCAAAUGCUGCACACGUCACAGCCUGUGAACAUCAUUGUCCAAGGUCCGGCAGCACUAUUCGUCUUUCCGCCUUGGUAUCAAAUCACUUUCUGUCUGGUGAUGGCGCUCCUGUUUGCAGUGGACACGGGGCUGUAUUUUUCCGUGCAGACAGACCUUCGAAGAUCAAUGAGAGACUGGAGGAACUACAAAGUCAGAUGGAGCCAGGCCCCUCAGGACAAAUGACCCCUCAUCCCAUGGUGUGACAGCAGCAUCUCUUCAGGCCCUACAUUUUCUCCUCCCCCAACCGCUAUCUGACAGCAUCCUGGGCUAAGGAGCCUCCAACCACCCUUUAGUCUCCAGGGAAAAGAAGGACCUGUGAUCUCCAGAGUUAAAUUCCAACAGACCACACACUCAUGAAGUUCCUGAAGGUCAAGGCACAGUCACAGCCCACCUGGCUCUACAAGGACUCACAGCAAACACUCACACUGUUUUAUAGACCCUAGACAGAGGUUCCUCAAAUAUACAAAACUCAGUGAAUCCUGCGUCUACUUUCAAAAUAAAUCCAGCAAUCUGACCCCUUCUCAGUACUCUACUAUUAGCACCUUGGUCCAAGCUACCAUCAUCUCUCACUUGGGUUACUGCAAUAGCUUCCUGAUUGGUUUCCCUACACUCACCCUUGCCACCCUACAGUCUGUUGUCACCACAACAGCCAAAGUGAUCUUUUAAAAAUGUGUGUUGUAUCUGUCGCUUCUGUGCUCAAAGCCAUGCAAUAGCCCCUUGCGAUUAAGAGUAAAGCUAAAGCCUUUGCAAUGUUCUACAAGGAGCUACAUGACCUUGCUCCUCACUGCCUCUCUGACCUCAUCUACUGCUCUUCCUUGCUUCAAUCAACACACCAAUUAUACUUCUGCCCAGGGCUUAUGUUAGUUCCAGUUUCUGGAAUGUUCUUUCUUACAGAUCUCCACAUCAUGCUCCAUCAUGGUCUUGACUCAAAUGACACCUUAUCAGUGAGGUCUCCUUCAUCAUUCAGUAUAACCCCACUCUCUCACGGCCCCCUAAUGCCCCUCUCCUGCUUUAUUUUUCCUCAUUGUACUUAUUACCUACUGAUGUAUCAUAUGCUGACUUGUUUAAUGGUUUAUUGUCUCACUAUGUCAACUCCCAUCAGAAUGUGUGCUCCAGGACAGCAGGGCCUUUGUCUAUUUUGUUCGCUAAUGUAUACCUAGAGUCUGGGUCAGUGUCCAGCACAUGACAAAGCACUCAGUAAUUCGUGGAAUGAGCAAAUUCUUGAGCAUUUGAAAUCAGAGAAUUUUAAAGCUAGAAAGUCCUUAGAAAUGAUGUGGUCCAGUCUCCUCAUUUUAAAAUUGAGUAAGCUGUGGCCCAGAUGGGUGAAAUGACUUGUUAAGGAUAUACAGGCCGUUGGUGUCACAGACCUUUACAUAAACAGGUUUGGUUCACACUGUAUGUUUGUUCUACAACUUGCUUUUUGUACUCAGUGUUGAGUCAUCAGCAUACCUCCACUUCACAAUGUCUAUUUAAGUUAUCACUUUAGUAUCUGUUCUACUUUUAAAGAUACUCAAACUAAGCUACUAAACAUAAAUGGAUACAUGUAAGCGUGUGGAUAAAGUUAGCACUGCAUACAUAAACUCCUAUGUACUUGAACCUCUCUGAAUUCAAAAGUAAAGAGAAUGCCAUUGGAAGAAGGCCUGUGUGAGGCUGUGGUGAAUGUGCAGGCACAGAGGUGCUUGCUUUCGGGCUUUACCUGGAACUCUUGGGGCUGGGUGGGAAGGUGGGGUUUUGA